GAGGGUUUCCCCACCUGUGUGUGAUUGGACAUGCAGGCCCGCAGAAUCAGAUUUAACCUCAUUGUGCUCAUGAGCAAAUGCCCGUGAGGGUUUGGACGAGGAACAAGCUGCAGCAUCAUAACAGUAGCUUUUUGUUAGGUUUGUUUUGGCAAUGUCUCCAGUAAAGCAGAGUUCCUCUGCAGCGGCCCCGUUGUCUCAGCUCAAGAUGUACAGCUUCAUGGGCGGGGGCCUGUUCUGUGCCAUCGUGGGCAACAUCCUGCUGGUGGUCUCCACUGCCACAGACUACUGGAUGCAGUAUCGUCUGUCUGGAAACUAUGCCCACCAGGGUCUCUGGCGGUACUGCAUGUCCAACAAGUGCUACAUGCAGACCGACAGCAUAGCUUAUUGGAAUGCCACCAGGGCCUUCAUGAUCCUGUCAGGAAUGUCGUGCUUCGCAGGCAUCAUCGCCGGCAUCAUGUCCUUCUCACACUUCUCCUCCUUCGAAAGGUUCAACCGCUCCUUUGCUGCAGGAAUCAUGUUUUUUAUCUCCACCUUCUUUGUACUGCUGGCUAUGGCGAUCUACACCGGCGUGACGGUGAACUUCCUGGGAAAGCGCUUCGGCGACUGGCGUUUCUCCUGGUCCUACAUCUUGGGCUGGGUGGCCAUGCUCAUGACCUUCUUUGCAGGUAUUUUCUACAUAUGCGCCUACAGAAUGUGUGAGUGCCGAAGGGGAACUGGGCCACGCUAGAUGUCUCCAGAACACAGAGGACUCUUAGUUUGGAUCGACAAGCAGGAAGCAUCAGGGGAGUCACGACUGAUCCAAUGAAGAUGGAACAUCUGAUGGAGAUGCUCUCGCAGGUCUUUGGGGGUCUGCUCGACUUGUUUGUGGAAGGAUGCGGGAGCACAGUUUUUAUUCUAGGAAUGCUCAACAUUGACAAACUUAAGGCAUUAUUCGCCAGCAGAUGGCAGCACUAACACAGCUGACCAUGCGCGCUCUUCCUUUGCUUAACACAGUUGAUUUGAAUAUUGCAUUGACAGAUAAUAAACCUGUUAUAGAAAGAAGAUUGUUCAUCAUUCCUGUAUAAUGUGAAUUUGUUUAACUGGACAUGAUGUAACAACACAGAUAGAUUCUUGUCUUAUACAUGCAGAAAAAAAAAAACUUUGAGAGAGCAUUCAUUCUAUAAUUUGAAUUAAAACUGGCAAAUUUCUGAGGGCUGU
Molecule: messenger RNA, 1197 nt
Organism: Poecilia reticulata (guppy)
Lineage: Eukaryota; Metazoa; Chordata; Actinopteri; Cyprinodontiformes; Poeciliidae
Product: lens fiber membrane intrinsic protein-like
Cellular component (GO): plasma membrane
Molecular function (GO): structural constituent of eye lens
Source: RefSeq, a predicted model, not a curated record